AUGUACAAGAGCAUUAACAAGAAGAAAGAGGUUGUUGAUCAAUCACUCAAAGCAUAUCAGACAGCUUCUUGUGCUAUGCACCCAACACAGAGAACAAGGGCUAAUGAUCCAUGUCCUUUAAUUCCUAAUUCUUUUGGUAACUUCAUCUCAUUAUUGGUCUACAUUGCUCCAAUACCGACAUUUAGAAGGAUUUACAAGAAUAAAUCAACUGAAGGAUUUCAAUCUGUGCCAUAUCUGGCUGCACUGUUCAGUGCCAUGCUUUGGAUAUAUUAUGCAUUCCUCAAGACUGGUGCAUAUUACAUUAUCACCAUUAACUCCUUUGGAUGUGUUAUAGAGACAAUCUAUAUUGUCAUCUACUUGAUUUAUGCACCAAAGAAAGCUAGGAAUUCGACUGCGAUGAUGCUUGCGUUGCUGAAUCUUGGAGGGUUCUGCCUGAUCCUUGUUCUCACUCAAUUCUUAGCCACACAACAGAACAGGAUCAAGAUUGUUGGAAUGAUUUGUAUUGCCUUCUCUGUUUGUGUCUUUGUGGCACCCUUAAGCAUUAUGGUACGGGUCAUACGCACAAAGAGCGUGGAGUACAUGCCAUUUACUUUAUCCUUCUUCCUCACCUUGAGUGCAGUGAUGUGGUUCUUCUAUGGUUUACUUCUCAAAGACCGUUACAUAGCUAUCCCAAACAUACUGGGUUUCAGCUUUGGGGUAGCACAGAUGUUGCUAUAUUUGAUCUACAGGAAGUCCAAUAAGGAGAAGAAUGUUAAAGAGGAGGAGGAGCAAAUCAAUGAAACGGUUAUGUUAAGCAUGAUAAGUUGUUCCGAGCCGGUUUAA
Messenger RNA from Telopea speciosissima, 822 nucleotides. RefSeq names its product bidirectional sugar transporter SWEET14-like. Gene Ontology annotation, molecular function: sugar transmembrane transporter activity. The record is from RefSeq and is a predicted model, not a curated record. The transcript is spliced from 7 exons. Lineage: Eukaryota; Viridiplantae; Streptophyta; Magnoliopsida; Proteales; Proteaceae. Gene Ontology annotation, biological process: carbohydrate transport. Gene Ontology annotation, cellular component: membrane. Bases 1 to 822 code for a protein of 273 amino acids.